UGCCACAACUACCAUAACCCAUCCACAACCUUAACAGACAGCAGAUAAGGUAGCUCUCUCUCUCUCUCUCUCUCUCUCUCUCUCUCUGCACAGCCAUGGCUGAAGCUACAAGACUCUUUCACACCACACUGAUACCAAGUUUCAAUCCACUCCACAAAACCAAGCCUUACUCAUACUCUCAGUCUCCCCCAAUAAUCUUUCAUAAGCGCCCAAUUAACUGCUCAGUUUCUACAAGUGACACUACAAAAGCCACAGUGACCCAGAAAGUCCCUUGGGGUUGUGAUAUCGAUUCUUUGGAAAAUGCGUCAGCUUUGCAGAGAUGGUUGUCUGAGUCAGGUCUCCCACCCCAGAAAAUGGCCAUUCAAAGAGUGGAAGUUGGAGAAAGAGGACUUGUUGCUUUGAAGAAUAUAAGGAAGGGUGAGAAUUUGCUCUUUGUGCCUCCUUCACUGUUCAUCACUGCAGACUCGGAGUGGAGCUGCACAGAAGCUGGUGAAGUGCUAAAACAGAAUUCUGUACCAGAUUGGCCACUGAUUGCAACUUACCUGAUCAGUGAAGCAAACUUCAUGGAAUCUUCAAGAUGGAGCAAUUAUAUUUCAGCCUUACCUCGACAGCCCUAUUCACUUCUGUACUGGACACGUGAAGAGCUGGAUCGAUAUUUGGAAGCAUCACAGAUUAGAGAGCGGGCAAUUGAGAGGGUUACAAAUGUCAUUGGAACAUACAAUGACUUAAGGCUCAGGAUAUUUUCCAAAUACCCUCAUCUAUUCCCUGAGGAGGUAUUCAAUAUUGAAACCUUCAAAUGGUCAUUUGGCAUUCUUUUCUCACGCUUGGUACGGUUACCCUCAAUGGAUGGAAGGGUUGCCUUGGUUCCGUGGGCAGAUAUGCUGAAUCACAGUUGUGAGGUGGAAACCUUUUUAGAUUACGAUAAGUCGUCAAAGGGAGUUGUCUUUACAACAGAUCGGCCAUAUCAGCCAGGUGAGCAGGUUUUCAUUUCCUAUGGCAAGAAGUCUAAUGGAGAUCUAUUGCUGUCAUACGGAUUUGUGCCGAAAGAGGGUACCAACCCAAGUGAUUCAGUUGAAUUGUCACUGUCACUUAAAAAAUCAGACAAAUGUUAUAAGGAGAAGCUGGAAGCUCUGAGGAAGUAUGAAUUAUCAGGAUCUCAGUGUUUUCCCAUACAAAUAACUGGUUGGCCAAAGGAGUUAAUGGCAUAUGCCUUUUUAGCAGUCAGCCCUCCAAGUAUGAGCAGACAGUUUGAAGAGAUGGCUGCUGCAGCAUCAAAUAAAAAUACCACCAAGAAGGAUCUAAGAUACCCUGAAAUAGAGGAGCAAGCACUGCAAUUCAUAUUGGACUGUUGUGAAUCUAGCAUAUCAAAGUACAACAGAUUCUUGCAGGCAAGUGGAUCAAUGGAUUUGGAUGUGACAUCCCCAAAGCAACUUAACCGACGACUGUUUCUGAAACAGUUAGCAGUGGACUUGUGUACUAGUGAGCGGAGAAUACUAUUUCGUGCACAAUAUAUACUGAGGAGGAGAUUGAGGGAUAUAAGGAGUGGUGAAUUGAGAGCUCUAAGACUCUUUGAUGGGUUGAGGAAGCUAUUCAAAUGAGGGAUUUCCAAAUGCAGUCUGUUUCGGCUGUGCUGAUGAAUGUUUUUGGGACCAUAUGGCAAUGGGAUUUGGCUCAAUUAAUUCCUGGCAGGUUUCUCAUGUUACCUCAAGCAACGGUUUCAAAGAACGGCACACUUUUGGAAGGGGCUAUUAACUAUGUUUAAAUGAGAUUAUUUUUUUUAUAUGUUCUGCCAAAAUAUAAGGUAAAAAAAAAAAAACCCUGGAGCCUAAUGUUUCAGUUAAUUUUCUCAUAAGUUCUAUUUGAUGUUGCACAGCCAACUUCCACUGUUCAAAGUUUGAGAAAUUACUGAAAUUAGAGCAUCAAGCUUGGUAUUUGACUUA
This is a messenger RNA of Quercus robur (English oak), 1940 nucleotides long. RefSeq names its product ribulose-1,5 bisphosphate carboxylase/oxygenase large subunit N-methyltransferase, chloroplastic. Bases 96 to 1598 code for a protein of 500 amino acids. The transcript has 12 exons. The record is from RefSeq and is a predicted model, not a curated record. Gene Ontology annotation, cellular component: chloroplast. Lineage: Eukaryota; Viridiplantae; Streptophyta; Magnoliopsida; Fagales; Fagaceae. Gene Ontology annotation, molecular function: [ribulose-bisphosphate carboxylase]-lysine N-methyltransferase activity; protein binding; protein-lysine N-methyltransferase activity. Gene Ontology annotation, biological process: peptidyl-lysine monomethylation.